GAGGAGCUGCAGUAUUGACACAUCCCCGGGUGCCGGCUCACUGUCCUCGCCAGCCUCCCAGCGAAAGGACCUGGGUCGCUCCGAAUCCCUCCGAGUGGUCUGCCGACCACACCGCAUCUUCCGGCCCUCUGACCUCAUCCAUGGGGAGGUGUUGGGCAAGGGCUGUUUCGGCCAGGCCAUCAAGGUUACACACCGAGAAACAGGCGAGGUGAUGGUGAUGAAGGAACUUAUCCGGUUUGACGAGGAGACCCAGAGGACUUUCCUCAAGGAGGUGAAGGUCAUGCGGUGCUUGGAGCACCCCAACGUGCUCAAGUUCAUCGGUGUGCUAUACAAGGACAAGCGGCUGAACUUCAUCACAGAGUACAUCAAGGGUGGCACCCUGCGGGGCAUCAUCAAGAGCAUG
Psammomys obesus (fat sand rat) is the source of this 403-nucleotide messenger RNA. Its product is annotated as LIM domain kinase 1-like. The record is from RefSeq and is a predicted model, not a curated record. The annotation marks the transcript as partial. NCBI's taxonomy places the organism in Eukaryota, Metazoa, Chordata, Mammalia, Rodentia, Muridae. Gene Ontology annotation, biological process: actin cytoskeleton organization; positive regulation of stress fiber assembly; protein phosphorylation. Gene Ontology annotation, molecular function: protein serine/threonine kinase activity; ATP binding. Gene Ontology annotation, cellular component: neuron projection; nucleus; cytoplasm. The transcript has 3 exons.